Messenger RNA from Gigantopelta aegis, 3215 nucleotides. RefSeq lists its product as uncharacterized. Lineage: Eukaryota; Metazoa; Mollusca; Gastropoda; Neomphalida; Peltospiridae. The coding region runs from base 263 to 808 and encodes 181 amino acids. The transcript has 8 exons. The record is from RefSeq and is a predicted model, not a curated record.
AUGUUUACGGGUUACGAGUUACAACCGUGUUAUAAUCUGGAUGUAGGCAUAUUUCGUCACGACUGGUACUGAUAUGCCGUUUAUUGUUUACGUGAUCUUUGUCUUCCCAGCGUAAACACAGCGGCGCACGUUCCAACAAGAUGAAAGUGCGGGGAGCACCGAUUCAUUGACAUACUGUGAUACAGCAAGACAAACAGACGGUGACUCUGUGACAGAUUUUAGUUCUUCACAGUGCAGGUUUGUGAGCAGAACAGAAGACAAAAUGACUACUACGUCUAUGGUAACUUGGAAAAAUGGUGUCCCAUCAGGUGUUAACUCAAUAACUUGGAAAGAGAAAACUGGUUUCCCACCAGAUGUUAACUCGGAUAAUCCGAGGCAUUUUAUAGGUUUGUGGAAAAUGUCCCAGAUGGAAGUGAGCCCCCCUUCAGCGAAGGAAGUGAGCCCCACUUCAGUGAAGAAAGUGAGCCUCCCUCCAGUGAAGUUCCGGCAGAUUAAUCCUAUAGCUGACUGGGAGCAGUUGAACGAAGAGGAUGAUGUUUCCAUACUAACAACAGAUAAACAGGUUGAGGUGCCACUUGGAAGAAACAUGAGGGCCGAGAAAUUACAAAAGUUUCAGGAACUUCAAAAACAAAGAAAAUCACACGAGAACCAUGCUCAGUUGGAGAAAAAAGCAGAUACGCUGAUAAACAAAUUGUUGAAGAAAGGGAUGUCGCUCUCGCAGAUUCAGGAAGAAUUGUCAACAGCUGAUAUACCUUGUGAUAUAAUAAAGCUAAAAAUGGAGAAACAGGGUCUCGCAUUUAGCCAGUGAUUUAUUUAAUAUUUAUGAAAAAUUAAGAAGAAAAAAAAAGAUGGCAUGGUAUAAUUAGAACUUUUUAUAUACAGUUACAGCUGCAAUCUCUUUUAAAUUAUAGGUAGUGCUACACCACAUAACUUCCAGCUGGGUCAAAGUUCAAAGUGACCUAAAUAUCUAAUACAGCAGUUAAUACUACCAAUCCUUCCAUUGAUGAUAAAUAUGUUGUCCAAAAAAUUACUUUUGUCCGAGUAGUAAAUGUAUGUUUUAAGUUGCUUAUUUUAUGUGGGGAACAUAUGUCAAAAGGUUAAGAAUGUGUUUGUCUUAAGAAAUAUUAACUUUAACCAAACAUUUUGUACAGACAUAAAAGUCAGUAAUUUGAACUGAGAGAAAAUGGCUGGUUUGGACUGUCUGGUGAUCUUGUAUUUUUAUCAGGUAUUUUAAGCUCAUUUUGGCAUAGUGUUUUGGGAACUUUAUUCAAAUGGGGUUUUUCACAUUGCCAAAUUAUGCCAAAUCAAUGACUUUGUUUGUAUCUGUGUACUGUUUGAAGGAGGUGGUGUUUUGAUGUUCCACAAGUAACAUACGCAUUAUGUAGAGAAUCCUAGUUAUGCAUUUCUUAAAGCUUUCAAAUGGAAUUUUAUAGAGACUUUCAGAGCAGAUCCACACCUCUCUCUAGAUACACCAUUGUACUUCGGAACUUAACAAGUUUACGCAACGUCAAAGGACUUAAGACAUAGCAGCCCACUAUGCCCUAUGUCUCUGAAGAAGAAACCCCCAUUUCCAUAAAUGCAGAAUGUUCACAUGUAGUCUGUUUGUGUUGGUGGCAGGGUUUACUGUGUGCAGUGCCUCACAAAGUUUGUCAUUGAUCUGUAAUCGAAUCAGAUGAUUUUACAAUAACAAGUAGCCACUGUGCAAUGGUGAUGACACAGCAACCAAUGAAAUAUGAUGGUUAUCAGUUUAUUUUCACAUUUCUGCCACUUAUUUAACUGUAAGAAUUGGCCAAUGGUGAUGGCACAGCAACCAAAGAAAUAGACUGGUUGUUGGUUUAUUUUUACAUUUCUGCCAUUGUUAUUUAACACAGCAACCAAAGAAAUAGACUGGUUGUUGGUUUAUUUUCACAUUUCUGCCACUGAUAUCUGCUCAGCACAGCACAGGCGUGUGUGUGUGUAGUAUGAAGACUUCCAAGAGAAACACACUGUUAUUUAACGGUGGUGAAAUGUUUAUGUUCGAGGUGUUUUACUCCGUCCAGGCUGUGAUUUUUAUGUGAUAUUUGUUACCAUUAUCUUCUGUACAAACAAUUUAUCAUUUGCUCAAAGACGUAUGUAAAGAUGAAUGGUCUCAUUUUCAGUAUUUGAUAUAAAGUCACAACGCCUAAAAUAUUUAUGGACCAGUGAUGUAGGUACCGGUAUUUAUGUUUGAUGAUAUGACAAAUUACCUACAGUUGUAACAAUAACUUUAAUUCUAGAAAACAGUUAAUCAAUAGAUCAAAUAGAAGGUACAAAAAUGUAUAUGUAAGUUGUAGAUUGUGUACAUUUAAUUUUAAAUAUUUUAUUGAUGAAGCAUAUUUUUAGUUUAUUUGUUAAUUUUUGUACUUUUUAAUUGUUUAGUUACUGUAGCAACCAUAAAAACCCCAUGAAUUAAUGUACAAUUGUUGUAUUGUGUAUAUAAUGUUAAUUUUGUUUAAGCUGCAGGUUUUUUUGUGCUUUUGAGUCAUUUAAAUAAUUUAAAACCACAGUAUUUAGGGUUUGGUGUUCGUUUGUAACUACCGGUAACUACAGACAUGUAUAUACAUGUAGUAUGACAACAGUGGUAGUAAAAAUAUGAAUUUGCUACUUUUAAAACCAAACAUUCCAGUUACUGGGACCAAAGCCUGAUGAACUGAACAACUGGCAAAAUGGGCUAAACAUUGGUAUGUUUUGUAUUUUUCUGAUAUUUUAUUGAUAUAACACUUUACAUUUUAAUUUCACUGAAAAAACCCACAAUUAUAUAUUUUUAACAUUUUUCUAUUACCGUAUAUACUGCCAUUAAUUCAGGCAUAUUCAUUUACAUUAAAUAUUAUUCUGCUUUUUGUUAGAAUGGUUAAACUAUUUACAAUAGUGUCCAUAGUUUUAAGCAUCUGGAUCCGUGUGUUUUAAGAAUGAACAGACAUUGAGAUUCAGAAUUAUCGCAUGACAUGUUUUUCAUGUCACAAAAUGGAGUAUUUCUAAUCAGUUAAAUCUAUUCUAAUUACACACUAACCAUAGUCCUGAUUUUUAUUUGUUUUGGUGUUCAGUAUAUUUACUAGGGUCCAGAAUUUACGAGCCCUGUGCUUAUAUCCAAUUAAUGUUCAAGCACACUGUCCUGGGCACACACCUCAGCUAUCUGAUCUGUCUGUCCAGGACAGUGGGUUAGUUAUUAGUUGGUUAGUGGUUAGAGAGCGAGAAGA